Molecule: messenger RNA, 642 nt
Organism: Drosophila ananassae
Lineage: Eukaryota; Metazoa; Arthropoda; Insecta; Diptera; Drosophilidae
Gene: Dsk
Product: drosulfakinins
Exons: 1
Coding region: 57-488 (143 amino acids)
Source: RefSeq, a predicted model, not a curated record
AUAAAAAGGAUGCACAUCUAUUCGCGGCCACCAGUCUGCCCGCAAAAUAUCCAAGAAUGGGAUUCAGGACGUGGUCGCGGUUAGCUGUGCUGGCGAUACCCUUAUGGGCCGUGGCCUUCUACCUUUUGGUAGUAAUGCCUGUGCCCGGACACACGGCUAGUCUUGGGAGCGGAAAGGAGGAGCAACGACAGCAGGACCUGGAGACAAAAAUAGGAACGGAUUCAGAGCAGUCCAAUGGAUAUUCGCGGGAUACCCCAUUUCAUUCUCGAUUCAGCAACAGACGCAACCAGAGGUCCGCAGGCUUUGUCCAUAGAUUACCAAUUUUUUCCCGUCCCAUUAUACCAAUCGAACUGGAUCUUAUAAUGGAUACUGACGAAGAAAUCCGCCCGAAAACGAAACGCUUUGAUGAUUACGGCCAUAUGAGAUUUGGGAAAAGAGGCGGCGACGAUCAGUUCGAUGACUAUGGUCACAUGAGGUUCGGCCGGUAGACCCGGUCUAAAACUAGGCAUCUUAACCUAGGUCCUUGAGUGGUUAGCUUUUGUAAAUAGUACAUGCCGAUUUACAUACACCAUUACUGCUUAUAACAUUAAAUGUAGUCUAGAAUAUACAAUAAAUAAGCGCAUUGCAAAAUUCAUUCUAAUA